AAUUGGAAAUGGACACUGCCUGAUGUCUGCAGUUGCUGAGAAUGAAUUCUGAGAGAGUUCGGUCAGCAGAGACAUAGGGUUUUUGUGUGAUAUUCUGCACAGAGAAGACUCUCUGGAUUUGUGGCCGGCCAUAGUGGCUAUUAAGACACAUAUAUAGUGGUGCAGAAUAGUUAUGGGAAAUGCACCACUUUGUCAGGCCUGCCAUACAGACAAAAUAAUUGGAAACAUCCAAGAACUGGAUAAAACAACUGAUUACUACGGCUACCUCAGUGAUGCAAGCACAGAGCAUGAAGUUCUGUCUGACAGCAACGCCAGCUUUCUGAGAGCAGCGAGAGCGGGAAAUGUAGACAAGGUUGUGGAAUACCUAAAAGGUGGAAUAGACAUAAAUACUUGUAACCAGAAUGGACUCAAUGCUUUGCACCUUGCUGCAAAAGAGGGACAUAUUGGCCUUGUGCAGGAAUUAUUGGAAAGAGGAUCUUCAGUGGAUUCUGCUACCAAGAAAGGAAACACGGCUCUACAUAUUGCUGCAUUGGCUGGGCAAACAGACGUGGUCAAGGUUCUUGUCAAAGAAGGAGCUAAUAUUAAUGCUCAGUCCCAGAAUGGCUUUACACCUCUGUACAUGGCUUCCCAAGAAAAUCACCUAGAAGUAGUGAAAUAUUUACUAGAAACAGGAGCCAAUCAAAGCACUGCCACAGAGGAUGGCUUCACGCCGCUUGCUGUUGCCCUUCAGCAAGGGCAUAAUCAAGUGGUUGCUAUUCUCUUGGAGAAUGAUACCAAGGGGAAGGUCAGACUUCCUGCCCUGCACAUUGCCGCCAGGAAGGACGACACAAAGUCUGCUGCCCUCUUGCUGCAGAAUGACCACAAUGCAGAUGUACAGUCAAAGAGUGGUUUCACCCCUUUACACAUAGCCGCACAUUAUGGAAAUGUAAAUGUGGCCACACUCCUGCUUAACAGAGGUGCAGCAGUAGACUUCACAGCCAGGAAUGGAAUAACCCCCUUACACGUUGCAUCCAAAAGAGGAAAUACAAAUAUGGUGAAAUUAUUGUUGGAUCGUGGAGGGCAAAUUGAUGCCAAAACCAGAGAUGGUCUUACCCCUUUACACUGUGCUGCACGGAGUGGGCAUGACCCAGCAGUGGAACUUCUCUUAGAGAGAGGAGCACCACUUCUUGCAAGGACCAAGAAUGGACUGUCCCCACUUCACAUGGCUGCACAAGGGGAUCAUGUUGAGUGCGUGAAACACCUGCUACAGCACAAGGCUCCUGUUGAUGAUGUCACUCUAGAUUAUCUGACAUCUCUGCAUGUUGCAGCCCAUUGUGGACAUUACCGAGUAACUAAGCUGCUCCUUGACAAGAGGGCAAAUCCUAAUGCCCGUGCUCUGAAUGGUUUUACUCCAUUGCACAUUGCCUGCAAGAAAAACCGUAUCAAAGUUAUGGAACUCCUAGUGAAAUAUGGGGCUUCAAUACAAGCUAUAACAGAGUCUGGUCUCACUCCAAUACAUGUGGCUGCAUUCAUGGGCCACUUGAACAUAGUCCUCCUUCUGCUGCAGAAUGGAGCCUCUCCAGAUGUCACUAACAUUCGUGGAGAGACAGCACUGCAUAUGGCAGCUAGAGCAGGCCAGGUUGAGGUGGUUCGUUGCCUUCUGAGAAAUGGUGCCCUUGUAGAUGCCAGAGCCAGGGAGGAGCAGACACCUCUUCAUAUCGCCUCACGUUUGGGUAAAACAGAGAUCGUCCAGCUGUUGCUACAACAUAUGGCUCACCCAGAUGCUGCUACUACAAAUGGUUAUACUCCUCUGCAUAUUUCUGCAAGGGAGGGACAAGUGGAUGUGGCAUCUGUCUUGCUAGAGGCAGGUGCUGCACAUUCAUUUGCUACCAAGAAGGGAUUCACACCACUGCACGUGGCAGCAAAAUAUGGAAGCCUAGAUGUGGCUAAACUACUCCUUCAACGCCGGGCACCCCCUGAUGCAGCAGGCAAGAAUGGACUCACACCACUCCAUGUUGCUGCUCACUAUGACAACCAGAAGGUGGCACUGCUGUUAUUGGAUAAAGGUGCUUCUCCCCAUUCCACAGCCAAGAAUGGUUACACCCCCCUGCAUAUUGCUGCCAAAAAGAACCAAAUGCAAAUAGCCACUACACUGCUAAACUAUGGGGCAGAGACCAACAUUCUUACCAAGCAAGCAGUCACCCCACUGCACCUGGCCGCUCAGGAGGGGCAUGCAGACAUGGUAACACUAUUGCUGAAUAAAGGCGCCAAUAUUCAUGUUGGAACCAAGAAUGGGUUAACACCUUUGCACCUUGCGGCCCAAGAGGACAGGGUGAAUGUAGCUGAUAUAUUGGCAAAGAAUGGAGCUAACCUAGAUGCCCACACUAAGCUUGGUUACACACCACUAAUUGUAGCCAGUCACUAUGGGAACAUUAAGAUGGUGAACUUCCUUCUAUCGCAUGGAGCAGGUGUCAGUGCUAAAACAAAGAAUGGCUAUACACCUUUACAUCAGGCUGCCCAGCAAGGACACACACACAUUAUAAAUGUGCUACUCCAACAUGGAGCAAAGCCAAAUGCCACAACUUCGAAUGGCAAUACAGCCCUUGCGAUUGCUCGCCGCCUGGGAUACAUCUCUGUGGUGGACACACUGAAGGUUGUUACAGAAGAAAUCAUCACCACAACAACUACUGUGACAGAGAAACACAAACUAAAUGUGCCUGAAACAAUGACAGAAGUGCUUGAGGUCUCUGAUGAAGAAGCCAGUAAAUUCUUUGAUGGUGAACAGUUGUCUGAUGGGGAACUGCUUAGUCUGCAAGAUGAUACAAUGACAGGGGAUGGAGGCGAAUACCUUAGGGCUGAAGAUCUAAAAGAGCUUGGGGAUGACUCCCUUCCCAGCAGCCAGUAUCUAGAUGGAAUGAACUAUCUGAGGUACAGCUUAGAGGGUGGACGAUCGGACAGCCUGCGAUCCUUCAGUUCAGACAGGUCCCACACGAUGAGCCAUGCAUCCUACCUUAGAGGCAGUGCAAUGAUAGAUGAGACAGUUAUCAUGCCUCAUGAACAGGUUUCGUAUUUGGCAAAGCAAGUAGACCAGAACACAUACCGUCUGAGCUGGGGAACGGAUAAUCUAGACAAUGUAGCACUUUCAUCAAGUCCAGUUCAUUCAGGUUUCCUUGUUAGUUUCAUGGUUGAUGCUCGCGGGGGUGCUAUGAGAGGCUGUCGACACAAUGGUCUGAGAAUAAUAAUUCCACCUAGAAAAUGUACUGCUCCAACACGAGUGACGUGUCGCUUGGUCAAACGCCAUCGAUUGGCAACCAUGCCACCCAUGGUAGAAGGAGAAGGCCUAGCCAGUCGUCUUAUAGAAGUUGGCCCUUCAGGGGCUCAGUUCCUUGGGCCUGUGAUUGUUGAAAUACCUCAUUUUGCGGCUCUGCGAGGAAAAGAACGGGAGCUUGUAAUACUACGCAGUGAGACUGGCGACAGUUGGAAGGAGCAUUUUUGUGAAUUCACAGAGGAUGAGCUCAAUGAGAUUCUUAAUGGAAUGGAUGAAGAGCUUGACUCCCCUGAGGAACUGGAAAAGAAGAGAAUUUGUCGUAUUAUCACGCGUGAUUUCCCGCAGUAUUUUGCAGUGGUAUCACGUGUUAAACAGGAUAACAAUCUGAUUGGACCUGAAGGAGGUGUUUUGAGCAGUACUGUUGUUCCUCAAGUCCAAGCAGUCUUCCCAGAAGGUGCUCUUACUAAGAGAAUUCGCGUAGGCCUCCAGGCUCAGCCAAUGCAUGGUGAACUUGUAAAGAAGAUAUUGGGUAACAAAGCUUCAUUCAGUCCUAUUGUAACGUUAGAACCCAGAAGAAGGAAAUUCCAUAAGCCAAUAACAAUGACCAUUCCUGUACCCAAAACCUCAAGUGAGGCAAUGCUUAAUGGGUAUGGAGGUGACACACCCACCUUAAGAUUACUAUGCAGUAUUACUGGUGGUACAACUCCUGCACAGUGGGAAGAUAUCACUGGGACAACUCCUCUUACAUUCAUUAAUGAAUGUGUUUCUUUUACCACCAACGUAUCAGCCAGGUUCUGGUUAAUAGACUGUCGACAAAUCCAAGAAUCUGUUACUUUUGCCAGCCAAGUGUAUAGAGAAAUUAUAUGUGUUCCCUACAUGGCCAAAUUUGUUGUGUUUGCCAAAUCCCAAGAUCCCAUUGAAGCACGUCUGAGAUGCUUUUGCAUGACAGAUGACAAAGUGGACAAAACACUGGAACAGCAAGAAAACUUUGCAGAAGUUGCUAGAAGCAGAGACGUAGAGGUGCUUGAAGGAAAACCAAUCUACGUAGACUGUUUUGGAAACUUGAUACCGCUAAUAAAGAGUGGUCAGCAUCAUAUCUUUAGUUUUUAUGCCUUUAAGGAAAACAGACUUCCAUUAUUUGUCAAGGUACGAGAUACAACUCAGGAACCUUGUGGACGCCUAUCUUUUAUGAAGGAGCCAAAGUCAUCACGAGGCCUUGUAUACCAAGCCAUAUGUAAUCUCAAUAUUACAUUGCCACAAUAUAAUAAGGGGACGCUAACAUCUGAAAAAAAUGAUGAAGAGACAGAAUCCACAGAAACAUCCAUCCUGAAAAGCCAUCUUGUAAAUGAUGUGCCAGUGUUAGCAAGUCCAGAUUUGCUAUCUGAAGUAUGUGAUAUGAAGCAAGACCUAAUUAAAAUGACUGCAAUUUUGACAACUGAUACCAUUCAGAAGCCAGGUUCCCAUAAAGCAAAAUAUCUUGAAAAGGCAGAGGAAGAUCCAUGCGAACCUUUUGAAAUUGUGGAAAAGGUGAAAGAAGACUUAGAAAAAGUAAAUGAAAUUCUCAGAACUGGAACCUACACAAGAGAGGAUUCCUUGCUUGAAGGAGCAUAUUCUGCAAGAACAUAUAAAAAGGAAGAGGAAUGGGUUAUAAUAGACGAAGAUGAGAUUGAGGAAGCUAAAUUAAGUGCACUGCUUCAAGAAACACCUUGUGUAGAAAUACGUAUUGAUAAAGGGGAAAGGGAAUGGGUAAAAUCUGACACGACAGAUAUGGUAAAUUAUUUAGCCAGUGAUUUAAAUUCUUAUGUGCCUGAUCAUGAGAUUUCUCAAACAGCUGAAACACAAAGAAAAGAAAGGAAAAUGCCCUUAGAAAUUAAGAAGCCAGUGAGGAGAAAAUUAAAAGAGAGGAAAAUGGAAGAAGAGAUGCAAGGCAUAAGUGAUCAAUCAGGACUGACGAAAUUUAGUUCAGAAGAGUCAUUAGAUGAAGAGACAAGUCUCACACCAAUAUCGGUUUCAAAUACUAAAGAGGUGUCACCAGUUAUUGAGGAAACGCCAAUUGGAUCAAUUAAAGAUAAAGUUAAGGCUCUCCAAAAGCGAGUAGAGGAAGAGCAAAAGGGACUUUCCAUUAUACCCACAAAAACAAAAGCAAAGGAUGCUAUAAGUGAGCUUUCUAAACAACAAAAGGUAGUUCAGAUACCCCAGCCACCUAAAUCUCCAUCUUCUAAGUCAGAAAGACUAGAAGAAACUAUGUCUGUUCGUGAAUUAAUGAAAGCAUUCCAAUCUGGCCAUGAUCCAUCUAAGGAAAAAUCAGGACUUUUUGAGCACAAAGCAAAUGCUUCUAAACAGAAAUAUAAAGUUGAAGAUAAGUUGGCAGAUGAUUCUUUACAUAGAAAUAUUGAAGCUCCUUUUAGCGAUACAGUAGUAGAAUUUUCAAAAAAUGACAAUGUUUUGAUACUUAGUAAUAAUGAGCAGAUAGUAGAAAAAGAAUGUGAUCAUUUGACAGAUUUGGAGAUGCCAAAAGAGGCUUUAAUACUUGAUGAUUAUAUAAGCCAAGGAAUAGACUUAGUUAGUGCUACAUCAGCUACUUUUGUAGCUGCUCAGGAAGGUAACCAACCCCCUAAAUUAUCUGAAUCUAUUGAUUCAGUUUCUGACAAUCAAAGUUACACAGCUAUAUCUAAUUUGAAAGUUAGACUAAGUGUUGGAGACCAGGAUAUUGAUCCUCAAAUUAGUCCUGACAGAAAAACAUCCACAGACUUUUCUGAUGUUAUUAAAGAAGAACUUGAAGACAAUGACAAAUAUUUACAGUUCAAACAUCUUCCAGAAACCGAAGGAGCCCAGCUAAAUUUAGAUCAGGUAUUGAUAAGUCCAUUUAAUGUAUCAUUUCCUUCAGACUAUGGGACAGAUGGAUUUCUACCUUCAUUACAUUUACAAGCUGGUACAUUUGAUGACAGCUCAGAUAGUCUCAAACAUGAAGGUAUUGCUGAAUCUCCUAGUGGUAGUCUGUUAGAAGGUACCCCUCAGAUGAGCUCAGAGGAGAGCUAUAAACAUGAAGGUCUAGCAGAGACUCCAGGUACAAGCCCAGAAAGCCUUUCACUUUCUCCUAAGAAAUCUGACCAGCAGACUGACGAAGAAGCAAAAACUUCUUCAAUAAAUCAAACUCUUGAGAAAAUGCACAAUGAUCAGCUGCCCAAAACAGGCUACAUGUCCCCUACUGAAUGUGAAACUGUAUUAGAAGAGAGACAUUUGUCUGAAAAUGAGCAAGUGAUAAUUAGGGACAUAUCUACUACUAGACAAGAUAUUACAGAUAAAAUACAAGUUACUAGCCAAAUGUUCAGCACUGAUGAAGCUAGUACAAUACAAAACGAAGCAGAACGUGUUGAUAAAACUUAUAUUGAAGAGGAAAUUCCUAUUACUGUGAAAAUCCCUAUGGGAUUGGAUCUUAUUCUUAUUACCCAUGUUGAAGAAGCCAUUAGCCCAGCAGCAGAUGAAUCAAUAGCAAUUAGUCAGAAGGACUCAUUGGAAUCAAGUCCAGUAUUAGAAGAUAAUUCUUCACAUAAAACUCCAGACUCUUUAGAACCAAGCCCAAGUAAAGAAUCUCCAUGUCAAGAUUCCCUUGAAAGCAGUCCAGUAGAGCAUAAGUCUAAAUUUGGUAUUCCUGUUGGCUCAUUUGCCCUUCACACAGGAUUGAAAUCAGACUUGACCACAGAACUGUCAGCCCUGCGCUCUAGGAUUCUCCGAGAUCCAGAUGGAAGUGCUGAAGAUGAUAGCAUAGAACAAACCUCACUCAUGGAAAGCUCAGGGAAGAGUCCACUUUCUCCAGACACACCCAGUUCUGAAGAAAUAAGUUAUGAGGUUACACCAAAAGCACAAGACUUGCAAGCAUUUUCCAUGCUUCCAAAGCCAGGGAUAAUUCCUGAAGAUUCUGAGGAACAAGAUGAUGAUUCAGAAGCUGAACCAAAGAAAAGAUUUACACCUGAAGAAGAGAUGUUUAAAAUGGUAACAAAGGUCAAAAUGUUUGAUGAGCUUGAGCAAGAAGCAAAGCAAAAAAGAGAAUUCAAAAAGGAAUCCAAGCAAGAGGAAACUAUAAUUGUGCCUGAUGUAGUCAGUUCAAACGAAGAUGAUACAGAUGAAGGAGAUAUAAAAUUAGUACAAACUGAGGAUGUACAAGUUGUAGUGAUGUCUUUAGAAAGCAGAAAAAGUUCUUCCUCUUCAGAAAGUGAACCUGAGUUAACCCAGCUGAAAAAAGGAGCAGCCUCUGGUCUUUUUGUUGACCCUUUAAUUAGAGUUCAGCCACCCUCCCCACUCCCUCCAAGUUUAGAUUCAAGCUCAAGCCCUGAAGAAACUGCUUUCCAGCCUAUUACAUGUGCACAUGAAUCUUUUAGGAUGGAAGAGGAUCAACAACAAUAUGAUCAUCCACAACACUCAGAUCUUAAAGAAGAUAUUUAUCAUGAAAGCAGCCUUACAUCAAAAAAAGAGCAUUGUACAGAGUUUACACUCGAACUGCAAAUGAAGAGCACUAAUGAAAGUGAGCCUUUAAGUCCUAAUGGACCAGUAACACAAUCUUGUCAUAGUACAAGUCUUUCAGUUAGUGAAGAUAGUGAAGUAAAAACAAUGGAUACAGAGCUACAUGUUUAUCAUUUAAAUGAAUCAUUAGAAAAGGAAGGAUGUUCUGAGAGAAUAUCUCCAUUAGGUUAUACAGUCAGUAAAUUUAUAUCUCUUAAAGGAGAUGUACAAGAAGAGCAUUAUGCCGACCAGUGCCUAGAAUCAGUUAUAGAUGAUACUAAUGUAGAAACAACAAAUCAAAUUAAUUGUUCCCCUGAACUAUCACAAGUUAAAGAUGAUUUAACAACAAGUGAGACAGCAAUUUAUAUAUCAAAGAUAGUAAUUAAAAGUGAUUGUAGUUUAAUAUCUUCCUCUAAAUCAACACAAGAUAAAAUAGAUGUAGAAAUCCCCUUAUUAGAAGAAGCAACACCUGAAACUAAAUAUAUUGUUCCAGAGCUUACAAGCCCUUAUGAAAAUGUUCCAUUUGAACACUAUUUUCCCCAUAAAGAUACUGUGCUAGAGAUAACAGAGCGAGAUGUUUUACCAGCAGAUACUUUGAGUGAGCAACAUUUUUGUGAAGAGAUUACUUUAGGUAGUGGUAGAAAACAUAGAUCAGAAUCUGAAAUUCAUGAAAUAGAGGAUAAAAAGUCAGAUAUAAAAAGAACAUCCUGGUGUUCGUCAACAAGUAGUGAUAUUGCAAAAGAUUUUCAAAAAGAUGCCUUAUCAGAUGAUGCAAUAGAUAAUCAAUGCAGCAAAGUUAUUAUAACAAGGUCAGAUGCUGAUAUUGACUCAUGGAGUUCUAUAAGGGAAGAUGAUGAAGCAUUUGAAGCACGAGUUAAAGAGGAAGAGCAAAAGAUAUUUGGAUUAAUGGUAGACAAACAGUCCCAGGGUACAACUCCAGAUAGCACUCCAGCACGUACACCAACAGAAGAGGGCACUCCAAGUACGGAGCAAAAUCCAUUUAUGUUUCAGGAAGGAAAACUUUUUGAAAUGACUCGCAGUGGAGCCAUUGAUAUGACAAAACGGACCUAUGCAGAUGAAAGCUUCCACUUUUUCCAAAUAGGCCAGCAGUGUACCGAACAAGCUGUACAAGAGGAAAUCAAAGAAGAAAGUGGUGAAGAGGAGUCGCCAAACCCUGAUAGUUUAUCUGACCCUUUCCCUGUUGUAGAUCCUGAAAUAGCAAUAGAUGAAAGGCAGGAAAAAGUAGAUCCCUUGUCUGAUACCCAUUUGAUAGAAUAUGACAUAAAUUUGGAAACAGAUGAUGUUCAAGAUGUUGAAGUUACAAAAACAGAACAGAAGUCACGUAUUCCCAUUAAAAUGGGUAUCUCUGCAGCCUCAAAAUCAUCUAAAAAAGUUCCUUCAGAAUCGAAUGAGGCUAAAGCGCAAUCCAGAAGUGUAUCAGAAUCUCAGGAAAGCUGUGACACCUCACAGGAUUCAUGGCCUUCUUCCCCAGAACAAUCUGUAGUAGAUAUGCAGUUACAGUUUACAACAGUUUCACAGUCAGAGUUUCCUGAACGAGAAGAAUCCCCUGAAUCGUCACCAGAGGAGCCAAAGUCAGUUAUCGAAAUCCCAACUGCAGUCAUUGAAGAGGGAUCAGUAGUGGAAACAAAGUCCAAAAUCCCAAUAAGAGCUAGUUCUUAUUUGCCUGAAGACCAGACCCAAUCAUUAUACAUAAAUUCAGAACAGAAUUUGCCAGAUGAGUUUACUAAUAUAGAAGAGCAAAAACCAAAAUCAAAAAUUCCAGUAAAAACACCCAUUCAUAAAUCUGAGCAACAUUUUAUAUUCACAGAAAGUACAGACAGCAAAAUGUCUGAAACAAGUAGUAAAUUACCUGUAAAACAAGAUAUUCGAAGCAAGUCAGAGUCUGAUACUCAUUCAUCUACUGAUGCCAAAGCUAAACGUGCUACAAAAACCAGAAGCUGUACAGAAACUUCUUGUUAUACCACUGAAAAAUCAGGUCAGAUUCUUGAAGGAGAAGCAAAUGAGGUAUCAAAACCAAAAAUCCCUACAUCAAAAUUACCAGUUAAAGCAAAAAGUUCUGUAUCUUACCAAAUAAACACUAGCACUGCAGCUAGUGAAAGUGAAAAGUUUUUUGAAAUGUAUAGGAACUCUAUAGAUUUCUUUGAGGAGAUAAGUGAUGAAGCCUCUAAGCUAGUUGACCGACUCACACAAGCUGAAAAAGAACAAGAAUUAGUAUCCGAUGAUGAGAGUAGUGCCUUUGAAAUUUCAGUAAUUGAAAAUGUUCCAGUGGUUGAAGUUGAACAGCAGCCUACCUCUGAAGAUCUCUUUGACACAAGACCAAUAUGGGAUGAGUCAAUUGAGACUCAAAUUGAACGUAUUCCUGAUGAUCAUAGUCAUGACAAUAUUCAAGCAUUGCAAGAAGAUCAACAGAGAACAGAACAAAGACUUGCAUAUAUUGCUGACCAUCUUGGCUUCAGCUGGACAGAACUAGCUAGGGAGUUGGACUUCACAGAAGAACAAAUUCACCAAAUCCGUGUAGAAAACCCUAAUUCAUUACAGGACCAGAGCCAUGCAUUGCUGAAGUACUGGCUUGACAGGGAUGGGAAACAUGCAACAGAAACAAAUUUAAAUCAGUGCCUCACUAAUAUUAAUCGAAUGGACAUUGUUCAUUUAAUGGAAACAUAUAUCACAGAGCCGUUGCCAUGUCACGCCAACCGUACAUAUGCUGAUAUGGAGCAGACAAUAUCGCUGGACCAUUGUGAAGAUUUUUCUGCACUUCAGGAAGAGUUCUGCAGUCCUCAGAGGAAGGUGAAUGUUGACCAUAACACCUCACAAGACAAUGCGGCCAGACAACACCCUCCUCUUGUAUCUGAAGAGGAUGUUUCACUCAAUGAGAGCACAACCAGGUUCGAGGAUGAGACAUCGGUUUCAGAAAUGCUACGUCAGCUGCAGAAAGAGAAACUGGAAGCCGAUAUCUCAAGGGAAACACCUGAACUAUCUAGGACUUUAUCUUCUGAACAACAGGAAUAUUUUGUCACAUCUCCAGAAGCAGAUAAAUUCCAGUCAUCAGAGGCUGAGCUACAACAAAUCCCUUGUAAUGAAAUUUCAAGUUCACCUGAAGUCUCUGAUAGGCCUUACCAAUACACACCCAUGUCAGAUCAGCACAGUGAUUCUCCUAUUGUACAAGAACCUGAUGAAUCAUUGGAGCAAGAAGAUGCUGUUGCAGGAAGUGAUCUCCUCAUAGUAGAAUCAUCAGAUGAGCAGCCAGAGAAGUUAGAAAGACGUACGGAAUAUGACUCAUUCGAGUCAUUUGAAAAGGCAGAUGACAUGUCUGAUAUCUUACCUGAGACAGUGACUGAAGAGCAAUACACAGAUGAGCAUGGUCAUAUUGUGGUGAAGAAGGUCACUCGGAAAAUUAUCAGAAGAUUUGUUUUACCAGAUGGUACUGAAAAGGAAGAAGUGGUCGUUCACGGAGGGCCACAGGAACAGGUGACAAUAGAAGAUGGAGACUCAGUUUCUAAAGUUGUGAAACGUACAGUACUCAAGAGUGACACUGAAGAGUCUGAGAUCACUUUCUCUGAGCCUAGAAGUGUUUCAUCAGAAUUUGAGACUGAACCUGUGGAAGGACGGAAGGUCAGCAAGAUUCUAAAGACUACCAUGGUUCACGGAGAAAGAACAGAGAAAUAUCUUGGGGAUACCAGUUUAGCAUCUGAUCUGCCUUCAGCCAAAGACGAUUUUGAACAGGCUUUAAGUUAUGCUGGUGCAGAUACAAGAGUUCACGUGCCCAAUUUAGUGGAAAAAGAAAUUAUUAAAGAGGAUGGAUCUGUUAUAAAAAGGACGAUGAUGAGUAAAGCCAGCACGCGGAAGAGGACUGUGGUAAAGGACCAGCAUGGAAAGCAUGUCUUUGUUGAGCAGCUGGAGGAUGUUCCUGAAGUGCUACACAAGGAUGAUCUCCAGAAUGACCUACACCAACUUCUUAACCGCUUCUGUGGAGAGGACUGGGAGAAAGAGGCCAAAUGAGGGGCUGUAACACAUAUCCAUCUUCAGUAUGCAAAAAUUAUAUUUUUUAAGUGAAAGGGGCAAUGGAUAAUGCUUGCAAUGGGAGACAACGCUCCAUUUCUGCACAUAUAAUAAAGAUGACCAGUUAUAUGUUUCUGUUUGUAAAUGCGAACAUAAUUUGUGACCAAAGAUAGCAUCCAUUUCUGGAUGGUAUUUCCAUAUUAUCCACAAUUGUUUUGUAAGGGUGUAAUCCAGAUUGCCCUUUUAUGUUUGCUUCAUCCACAGGCCUCUUCAUAGUAUUUAUGAAGGUAACCCAACCAAACGGAUUGUGCCAUGCUACCUAGGGCUUGGAUUUGCUAAAUGUAUGGUACCCUACCACGAACAAUGGCAAAGCUUUGUUUCUUAGACGGCAAAGUAAGGUAUAUUGUUCAAAAGACUGUAAAGGUAUCACGAAUAGGAUUCAAAGCUUUGAGGUUGAAUCAUCAAGAUUCCAUAAAUCACUUUAAAUACUAAAAUUACUUUUGAAACAUGAAAGAAAUAAGAUGAAACCAAACAGGCAAACCAAUAUGCUAGCUGCUUAUCUAAAGGCAAAAUGCAUUAUCUGAUAUUCUAGACUAGAUAUAUGUUAAAAGUCUAGUCAUCUGUUAAAGUAGCAUACAACUAUUUAACUGUUCUCAUCACUCCUUUGGCAGAACAAAAGGUCUUAUUACUAGAGGUAAUAUCUUCUGGCCAUAGCCAUGUAAAUAAUGUGAUGUGAAAAUUAAUUACCCAAUAACUUAAAAAUAAGUCACUAUGUUUAUCAGGAUUUCCUCUGGCACAUGCAUGUGACACAAAAAAAAUAAAUAAAAUAAACUUGUAAUCAUGUGUGGUGCUUGUUAACUCUCUUUAGCACUGAGCAAGCAAUUUUCACAAAUAUGUCAUCACCUAUUUAUGUAUUUUAUUUUUCUGUCAAAAGCUAAAGAUACAAUGCAGGUUUCCGUUUUGCUCUUUUUUUAUGUCUUCAAACAAAUUUUUUGGAAAAAUAAAAUAGCAUUUAUGCACUUUUUUUUUAACGAAGGGAAUAUAAAAGAGGAAAUAUUUUUUUGUCUUAUGUACUUUUAUUCUACUUGUGGUUUGAAUUGUAGCCUUUUAACAUACAAAUAAAAAUAUAUAUAUAAAAAUAUAUUAUAAAUAUAUAAGCGGUAUACAUUUUAAACCCAUUUAUUUAAUUCAAGUAUAAAUUUGGAUUAAAAAAAGAACAAAACAACAUUGUGGUAGCCAUUUCGAAAUUGCUAAUUUAUAAAUAAUAGAACAAAAAUCAACAAGGGAUUAUCAAAAACAGCCCACCUAGUGCUCUGAAUGUUAUGUAAAUUAAGGGAAUGUCGUCAAAAAAUUCUUGAAGUCUGCUGGACAAAGCUCAAAAAUUAUUUGGAUAUAUUUAAUUAAAAACUCUCUUGUGCAGCUUUUUUUGUUGGGUCAGGCAUAUUGCUAAAAUACUUUCUCAGUCAAUAGGUACACUUCAAGCAUAAGAGAAUCUGUGAUGUGUUAUCUGGAAUCAGGAUCGUUUUAAGGGAAACUCGUUUUAUUAUGAGGAAAGUGACGGCUGAUGUUUUUGGCUUAGUCUGUUGAAGAAAGGGGAAAAAAAACAUUUCUGUUGUGCUAUUUGCAGUGCAGAUGAUGUCAAUGUAAUGGCAUAAAAUGCUACUCACUUUUUGGGUUUCUGAUUUUUUUUAAUUAUUUUUUUUUACUACUGUGGAAGUGACAUUUGAGUUGAUGAUUCAGCAUACUGUUCCCAUGGUGAUAACUAAUUUAUUAUAUCUAUGAGGGCAUGUCUUAGAUACAAAUGAAAAGAAAGUAACACUAACAAUACAUAGCUGCAAUGUGUACAAUGGCUGAUUUAAUUAAAUAAAGUGUUAAAUGUA
This is a messenger RNA of Bombina bombina (fire-bellied toad), 13647 nucleotides long. RefSeq names its product ankyrin 2 (gene ANK2). Lineage: Eukaryota; Metazoa; Chordata; Amphibia; Anura; Bombinatoridae. Bases 173 to 11767 code for a protein of 3864 amino acids. Gene Ontology annotation, molecular function: protein binding. Gene Ontology annotation, biological process: regulation of cardiac muscle contraction; signal transduction; protein localization to T-tubule. Gene Ontology annotation, cellular component: T-tubule. The transcript has 46 exons. The record is from RefSeq and is a predicted model, not a curated record.